AUGUCGUCCGUUGCAAGCUCCAACAAAACCCCUAGAGGUGUGAAACCAGCAUUCGUGCCAAGUGGUACAGACGCUCAGAGUACUCCGAUACGUAAUAAACAACCAUCCGUAGAAAGAGUUACAGACCGUCUGGAGACUCCCUCGCUGGAUGACCGCUCCUACCGCGUUAUUCGCUUGUCUAACCAGCUCGAAGCUCUGCUCGUCCAUGACGCAGAGACCGACAAGGCUAGCGCCGCCCUUGAUGUCAAUGUUGGGAGUUUCGGCGAUGAGGACGAUAUGCCCGGCAUGGCUCAGGCCGUUGAGCAUCUUCUGUUCAUGGGGACCAAGAAAUACCCAACCGAGAAUGCAUACAACCAGUACCUUUCCGCCCACUCGGGGUAUUCAAAUGCAUACACUGGUGGGACGUCGACAAACUACUUUUUCGAGCUCAAUGCGAAGCCAACCGACGAUGCACAGAUAUCUGAUAAUAACAAUUCUCCGCUAUACGGCGCCCUUGAUCGAUUUGCGCAGUUUUUUAUCGAGCCUCUUUGCUUAUCUUCGACCUUGGACCGUGAGCUCAAUGCAGUGGAUUCGGAGAAUAAGAAGAACCUACAAAGCGACCAAUGGCGCCUGAACCAGUUGUCCAAGUCUCUUUCGAAUCCCAAGGAUCCGUACUGCCAUUUCUCAACCGGCAACUACGAAGUUCCAAAGACUUUUCCCGAGUCUCGGGGGAUUGAUGUACAGGCCAAUUUCAUUGAAUUCCAUAAAAAGCACUACUCGGCAAACAGGAUGACGCUGUGUGUCCUGGGUCGUGAGCCAUUGGAUUUGUUGGAACAAUGGAUUGUCGAAUUCUUCUCGGCAGUGCCGGAUAAGAGGCUUCCUUCGAACCGAUGGGAGCCAGAAAAGUUGUAUUCCAAGGAAUUUCUUGGUAUCCAAAGCUUCGACAAGCCUGCAAUGGAUUAUAGAGAGCCCAGUUUUUUCCCCUUCUUGGACAAAGAGUUCCUCUACGAGUCACAGCCCAGUCGGAGGUAUAUGCAUAAUUCUCGUAUACCAGAAGACCUGUAUUUGAAUUCCCUUGGUCAAGAAGAUGAUUCUGAUGACCCUGAAAUGACUCGAGUGACGCAACGCAGACACCGCAGAGGGCGUGGUGCUCGCAAGAACAAUGCAUAUUGGAAGCAGAUAAACAGCGAGGUCAAUACGAAUCCAUUUGAUGGUCGCGAGCUGCUCUUUGACGAUGGAAACGGGAGUUUGAAGGCGCCUCGUAUGGCAAAUCUUGAUACACAGCUCAAAAUCUCAAAGCACAAAGGGGAUGACUUGGUAAUGUCUUCACACUGUGCAAAGGAGCUUGGACUCUUGGGCCGCAUAUCUUCCGACUUUGAGGAUCCUUGCUUGAGAAGCAUCUCUGGACACUCAACAGCUGUAAAAGGCAUCUUACGAAACGUGCAGUUCCGUCUCAAAGGCGGCUCGGUCACAUUCCGACGUGACUUCUGGGUUUCCGACUCCAUCAAUGAUAUCGUCGAUGUCAUGAUUGGGGCCAACUUCAUCAAAGACCAUUUCAAAUUGUUGUUCGAGAGGGUCAAGGAAUGCGUAAGCACGUUUGCCACGUGGUUCUCCAAGAAGAGAGAGACUCCCGAGCAGAAGGCAGAACGCGAAGAGAGAGAGCGUCAGCAACAGAUACAGAUUCUCGAGAACGAGACGAAGCGCUUGCGUGAAGAGAGCGAGAUGUACAAGCAGUCUGGAAGGGCAAACGAUGGCAGCCAGCAAGGCGGGUCGCAGAGAGCACCCUUGGCGGGUCGCUCUUAG
Messenger RNA from Pestalotiopsis fici W106-1, 1782 nucleotides. RefSeq lists its product as uncharacterized. Bases 1 to 1782 code for a protein of 593 amino acids. The record is from RefSeq and is a predicted model, not a curated record. Gene Ontology annotation, biological process: peptide catabolic process. Gene Ontology annotation, cellular component: cytosol; mitochondrion. Gene Ontology annotation, molecular function: metalloendopeptidase activity; metal ion binding. NCBI's taxonomy places the organism in Eukaryota, Fungi, Ascomycota, Sordariomycetes, Amphisphaeriales, Sporocadaceae. The transcript is spliced from 2 exons.